AUGAUCACGAACUCCACCGCCAGAUCUCGCCACCACCGCCGAUCUGACGCGGCGAGGUGGAUCCGGAGGUGGAAACGGAAGUGUGUGUGGAAGCAGAGAUCAAUCAAGCAUGCAAGGAACGAUCUGGAAAACAGUGUGCAUGAAGGCUACUUUGGAGGACGUUACCAGACACAAAAGAACGACUUAGACCACGUCGAGUUACCCCUGGAAAGUUUUAAAGUUUUUAUGCCACUUGUUCAAGUGAUCGUAACUGACGCGUUAGGUAUCCGAUGUGGUCGAAACUUCGUGGAGAGCGUGAUGGUACUACAAGAAGGAAGAAUCAACGGUGGGAUCGAAAAGUGGACGGUUCAUUCCUGA
This is a messenger RNA of Microthlaspi erraticum, 357 nucleotides long. The record is from the annotation of a GenBank genome assembly. NCBI's taxonomy places the organism in Eukaryota, Viridiplantae, Streptophyta, Magnoliopsida, Brassicales, Brassicaceae.